AUGAGCUUAGAAGUUUAUAACUACAAAAUAAUAACGACGAAUACUUCAGAAUUACUUCUUGACAGCAGAAAUUUAAUGGAAAACUUACCGGAAGAAAUUCUUAUAACAAUAUUUAGUUUCCUCAGUCCGAAACUUCUGAAAAUCACAACAUUAGUAUCACGUCGAUGGAAUCAGAUAAUUUCAAAUUCUCCAAAACUAAUGAAGCAUUAUUUGUUAAACAUCACAUCGAGUCGUGGAAAUCUUAAUAAAAUUCCAAACUUAACAAGAAAGAUUGAAUCUUUCCAUAUCGACAAUUUGAAGAAGGAAACUUUCGACAUUUUAACUAUUCAUAAUAUUCGUUCAUUAAUGUUCACUGAAUGUAAACUUGAGAAAUGUGAGCUGAGUGCAGCAUUGAAACCAUUAACUAAACUAGAAAGUUUGAAAUUAUUUGGAGUUAAAUUAAAUGAAUCAACAAGGAAUGCUUCUGUUGGCAUUGUUUACUUAAUGUUCAUCUACAGAUAUGGAAUUGGAAACGAAAAUUUCACGGAUCUAGUUAACUUAAUUAAAAAUCAGCAAUCUCUUGAAACUUUGAAGAUCUUGGAAAACAAUUCAGACGAUUUAAUACAAAAUAAAGCUUUCUUGAAUUUGCCUUUUAAGUUGAAAACAUUUGAGAUUGGGAAAAUCGAAUCAGAUUCGAAUUUAAUGACGUUCCUUCUUCUUCAUCAAGAAAAAUUGAUAAAUUUGAGUUUUAUUUGCAAGUUAAAAGCCCAAAACUUAUUAUUACUUGCUAAAAAUUUUUCACAAUUGGAAAGAUUAACAAUUUCAUGUAAUUUUCAAUGUGUUUCUGAAAGCAAAGUCGAGUUUUCAAGCAAACUCAAGCGAUUGAAAUUGAUAGGAUAUUUGAAAUUACCUCAAGCCCAACAACUUUUCACAAUUUUAUUCCCUUCUGUCACAAAAGUGUGCUUUAAUGAUACAAAAAUUGAUAAAAGUUGUUGCUGUUUCUUACACAGUCACGAAAGCUUUCAAGAAACUCGACCUACAAACAUCGACGAUUUAUUUACUGUUACCUAG
Molecule: messenger RNA, 1050 nt
Organism: Clunio marinus
Lineage: Eukaryota; Metazoa; Arthropoda; Insecta; Diptera; Chironomidae
Source: the annotation of a GenBank genome assembly